Molecule: messenger RNA, 3295 nt
Organism: Hylaeus volcanicus
Lineage: Eukaryota; Metazoa; Arthropoda; Insecta; Hymenoptera; Colletidae
Gene: Pex6
Product: peroxisomal ATPase PEX6
Exons: 5
Coding region: 875-3286 (803 amino acids)
Biological process (GO): protein import into peroxisome matrix
Cellular component (GO): peroxisomal membrane; cytosol
Molecular function (GO): ATP binding; ATP hydrolysis activity
Source: RefSeq, a predicted model, not a curated record
UUCAGGUUGUGUAUAAUGGAGUGCAAGAAUAACAAAAAUGGCGUAGCAUUCCACACACUAAGCGAUAUGCGGGUAUCUACAUUUCUACUAUCUGCUUGUUACUCGCUAUUUCUUUAAGUAAUUGAAAAAUCGUCUUUAGAAGUGGAACUCUGAGUGAACUACGCAAUCGAAACUCGUGCAGUGCGCUACACGGUUCUGUAAUAUUAGAAAAAUACUUAGUUUUCCAACGCGUAUUUUGAUGCUCGUUGACUCGUUCUACGUUUAUGUACUCAAGGAAGAGAGUUUGUUUUGGAGCAUACUGUAAACAAGAAUCAUUUGUCUUUUCUUUAAAUCUACUGAUUGAUUUUGCGUUUGAACAGUUCUCUUUUAUUAAACUAAAAGGAAUACUCGAAACUGUACCUAUACUUAGAAAUAAUUAUUGUAAUUACAACUACUUUUCGUAUAAUGUAUUUUAUGAAUAAUAGAGAGAAAUAGUUCUGACUGCUUCUGUUAGAUGGCGCCACUAACUGAAGGGAUUACACUUGUUGCCGAAUUAAAUAACUAUUCAUAAGAAUAAUAAAUUGGACAUACUAACACCAUAUCGAAGUGUUAUAAGGCAAAGAAUCCUAUUAAUUAUGCAUUUAUGACAAAAAGAAGAGCAAUCGAUUAAAAGGUAUCCGUGACGUCAUCUAACUGGAACAGCCGGAACUAUUUUCGCUACAAACUUAGGUGUUUUCUCACCGAUGGCGCCACUGGUGCACUAAACCAAUCGCCAUCUGGUGGCGAAAGUAUGAACUAUUUUUACUAUCAUUAGCGUGACUAUUAACUCCCGACUUGUGACUAUUUGACAUUGCCUCUGAAACGGCAAAUAUUCACAUUUAAACAUAAAUACAUUAUGAGUUCUUUAUAUUUUUAUACGAAUUUUAUACGAGAAUUAACGAAAAUGUUAAUAAAUUAUAAUCGCAAAUACAUACUCUUUUAUAUGUUUUUAUAUUAUGCACUUUAUGAGUUAAAAGCAUUAAUUGCUACAACUUAUAAGUGGAAAAUUGUACCCAACAAUGUCUUGACGAAAUUAAUAAAACAAUCUUAUAUCAUGAAAAAAUAUUAUGUCGACUGUAAUUCUUGUUUGUUGAUAAAUAUGAAAUAUUUAGAAUUGUCUGCACCGACUUGGUACUAUGUAUGUUCUAAAGCAUCCUUGAGAAAGUACAAAAUAUUACUCAUACCUUUAAACAAUAUCGACGGAAACGAAAUAUUUGUAUCUGAAAUCGUUAGACAUAACAUAGAAAAUGCAUUACAGUGCACCAUUGACACUUGUUUCUUAUUACCAAUAAAACAUAAUUUUGUUAGUUUUGCUACAGAGGUGAAAAUUUCUAUGAUAUCAAAUCCAUAUGAAAGUACAAACGAUGUAGUAAGUACUGUGUUAGAAAAUUACUUUUCCAAACCUCGAUUUUUAAGGAGAAAUGAUUUAUUUGGUAUCAAUGUAAAAGAGCACAUAUCGGAUCAAGCGUAUUUACAUAGCAACCCUUCCUUGUCUGUGAUAUAUUUUAAAGUUAAUUCUAUUAAAGUUGUUGAUAAUAAAAAUUGUACAAAUAAUAAUUGCUCGUACAUUUUACGUGGAGAAACAACACUUAUUCAAGAGCCAAAUGUCCAUAGUUACUUACCUCGAAAACAUUCUUACCUUGAAGAAACCACAGAGAUGUUAAUAGAACCGUAUCCACCAAAUUUUAAAGAGCCUUUGGAACAUUUAGAACACUGUAUUUUGCCAUUCAUAAACUGUGAUAUUCGAUUACCCAUAAAGCCAAUAUUUCUUGUUAGGGGACCACAGGGUUCUAACAAAUGCAAGUUAAUUCAAACCGUAUCUGAAAAAUUGGGUUUGAAUUUUCUUUGUACAGACUUUGCAGAAGUUCAAGCGUUAACAUCCGCUCAAACGGAGGCUAAGCUACGUAUCGUGUUACAUAACGCUAAGCAAUCUGUGCCAUGUAUACUUUAUUUAAACAAUAUAGAGGUAUUUGGGAAAAAUUCUGAGGGCCAAAAGGAUGAAAGAAUUAUAUCAACGUUUUCAACCGAAGUAUCCGCGCUAUACGAUAAAUGUGUAAAGUAUCCUGUUAUUAUAGUAGCUACUACAAGUGAAUCCGAUAUAUCAGCAGAACUGAGCAGAAUGUUCAUUGAAACAAUUUAUGUGGACCACCUAGAUCAAAAUAAAAGGGCAGAUUUAAUUUCAUGGCUACUUGCAAAAAGAAAUUUGUGUCACAAAGUGAAUUUAUCAAAGAUAUCUGGAAUGUGUUCGGACUUUAGAUCUUCGGAUCUUAGAGCCCUGAUAUUUAACGCUGUAAAAUUUCAUUGCAAAAGGAGCGAUAGUAAAGAUUUGGAAUCGUUAACGCUAUCGCAAGAAGAUUUUGAUCAGGCUUAUGAGUAUAUGCAAUCUAUAUACACCGACUGCAAGGGAGUACCACGCGUACCAAAAGUUCAUUGGGAAGACAUAGGUGGUUUAGCGGAUUUAAAACAUGAAAUUAUGCGUCGAAUUCAGCUCCCACUGUUGAAUGCUCUUGGAUUCGGUCAGUCUGGACUGCUUUUGUACGGGCCCCCUGGAACUGGGAAGACGCUUCUCGCUAAGGCCGUUGCGACGGAGUAUCAACUUCAUUUCUUAUCGAUUAAAGGUCCCGAGAUGUUGAACAUGUACGUCGGUCAAAGCGAGAAAAAUGUUAGACAAGUAUUCGAGCGAGCAAGAGCUGCGGCUCCGUGUAUAAUAUUUUUUGACGAGCUGGACUCAUUGGCUCCCAAUCGUGGUCGCAGCGGUGAUAGUGGAGGAGUCAUGGACCGCGUGGUAUCCCAGUUACUCGCCGAAAUGGAUGGCCUCGAUUCCUCCAGCAAUAUAUUUAUUAUAGGCGCUACGAACAGGCCAGACCUCAUCGAUCGUGCCCUUCUCAGACCUGGUCGUUUCGACAAAUUACUAUACGUCGGAAUUCAUUCCAACCGUGAUUCGCAAUUAAAAGUACUGGAGGCGUUGACUCGUAAAUUCAAAUUGCGCGAAAACGGAAAAGAAUUAUCGAAACUGGUACACGAGUUACCGGAUCACACGACUGGUGCUGACCUGUACUCUGUCUGUUCCAACGCGUGGUUGAACGCUGCACGUAGAGUCUUGAGCGAAUACGAUCAGUCUACUUUCGACAAGAUCGAAUCGAACGAUUCGGUUACCGUGGAUCUGGAAGACUUCUUGAAAGCCGCACGCGAAUUAAUUCCCUCGGUCAGCGAAGACGAAGCUGAAAGAUACAGAAGGAUGCAGACGGAAUUAUUUUCGAUAUCGUAGCGAUGUUAA